Sturnus vulgaris (Common starling) is the source of this 2632-nucleotide messenger RNA. It is a transcript of the gene COL9A3, whose product is annotated as collagen type IX alpha 3 chain. Gene Ontology annotation, biological process: extracellular matrix organization. Gene Ontology annotation, cellular component: collagen type IX trimer. The record is from RefSeq and is a predicted model, not a curated record. Gene Ontology annotation, molecular function: extracellular matrix structural constituent conferring tensile strength. Lineage: Eukaryota; Metazoa; Chordata; Aves; Passeriformes; Sturnidae.
UGCUGCUCCCCCUCCUUCUCCCACCUCUCCUCCAAGCUCGGCCCCUCUCCCUUGCUCCAGCUGGAGCCACAGGUUUAUCUGGAGGCGAGGAGUCUCUGCUCUGUAAGCUGAGCCCCGGGAGGAGGGAUCUGCUGGACCCUGGAGGAGAAAGGGUUUGGCUGCCCUGGAGGAGAGAGAGGCAGAGCCUGGGCACCAUGGCUGGAUUCUCUGCUCUUGGGCUCCUCUCCCUUUGUCAGCUCUUGGCCACAGCAUCAGCUCAGUCCCUUCCUAGAAUUGGACCACAAGGCCCUCCUGGACCUCCAGGACCCCCUGGACCAUCUGGCAAGGACGGCAUUGAUGGAGAGCCAGGCCCUCCUGGUUUGCCAGGCCCACCAGGGCCAAAAGGAGCACCAGGGAAGCCUGGAGCUGCAGGUGAAGCUGGAUUGCCUGGCCUUCCUGGAGUGGAUGGUUUAACAGGAACUGAUGGCCCACCUGGCCCAAAUGGGCCUCCAGGAGACCGUGGUGCAUUAGGACCUGCUGGGCCACCUGGACCAGCUGGCAAAGGACUACCAGGACCUCCAGGACCUCCAGGACCCAGUGGGCUCCCAGGUGGACACGGAUUUCGGGGCCCUUCUGGACCUUUUGGUCUGCCAGGAUUCCCGGGGCCUCCUGGACCACCUGGGCCUCCUGGUCUCCCAGGUGCCCUUCCUGAUGGCGGGGGGGACCUUCAGUGCCCAGCUCUGUGCCCACCAGGUCCCCCAGGCCCCCCAGGAAUGCCAGGCUUCAAGGGACACACUGGUCACAAAGGGGAGCCUGGUGAAGUAGGAAAACAAGGAGAAAAGGGUAACCCUGGCCCCCCUGGCCCUCCAGGAAUUCCCGGUGGUGUUGGCCUGCAGGGCCCAAGAGGACUGAGAGGACUCCCUGGUCCAAUGGGUCCAGCUGGCGACAGAGGUGACAUUGGAUACAGAGGCCCCCCUGGAAUCCCAGGACCUCCAGGGAAAGCUGGAGACCAAGGCAGCAAAGGACCUCAGGGAUUUCGGGGGCCCAAAGGUGACACUGGUAAACCUGGACCAAAAGGAAACCCAGGGGCUCGUGGACUCAUAGGAGAACCUGGAAUGCCUGGCAAGGAUGGGCGGGAUGGAGCUCCUGGACUCGAUGGUGAGAAGGGUGACGCAGCUCCCGUGGGUGCUCCUGGAGAGAAGGGGCCAAAUGGACUUCCUGGUCUGCCUGGAAGAGCAGGUAUUAAAGGCUCAAAGGGUGAACCAGGCAGCCCUGGAGAGAUGGGAGAGGCAGGUCCCUCAGGAGAGCCAGGCAUCCCUGGCGAUGUUGGCAUUCCUGGUGAGAGAGGUCUGCCAGGACCCAGAGGAGCAACUGGACCCCUUGGCCUCCAAGGCCCCAUAGGAGCCCGUGGUGUCCGAGGUUUCCAGGGGCCCAAAGGUGCCAGUGGUGAGCCUGGCCUUCCUGGCCCGACUGGGAUCCGUGGAGAGACAGGUGACAGGGGUCCUCUUGGUGCUCCUGGUCCCAAGGGGAACCAGGGCUUUGCUGGAGCAGAUGGCCUCCCAGGUGACAAAGGAGAGCUGGGUCCCUUUGGACCCCCUGGCCAAAAAGGAGAGCCAGGAAGAAGAGGAGAGCUUGGUCCAAAAGGUGUCCAAGGACCUAACGGGACAGCUGGAGCACCAGGGAUCCCAGGACAUCCAGGACCCAUGGGUCACCAGGGGGAGAGGGGGGUCCCUGGCAUCGCAGGAAAACCUGGACCUCCUGGCAAAGAGGCCAGUGAACAGCAUAUCAGAGAACUCUGUGGGGAAAUGAUAAAUGAGCAAAUUGCACAGUUGGCUGCUAACCUGAGGAAGCCCCUGGCUCCUGGAAUGACAGGACGGCCCGGGCCAGCCGGGCCCCCGGGUCCUCCUGGCACCACGGGAAGUGUUGGGCAUCCUGGUCCUCGAGGGCCCCCUGGAUACAGAGGGCCAACAGGAGAGCUGGGUGAUCCCGGACCCAGAGGUGACACUGGUGAAAAGGGAGAUAAAGGACCUGUCGGCCAAGGCAUCGAUGGGCCUGAUGGUGACCAGGGACUGCAGGGACCACCUGGUGUGCCUGGAAUUACUAAAAAUGGCCGUGAUGGUGCUCAGGGUGAACCCGGGCUGCCAGGGGAUCCUGGGACUCCUGGGACUACUGGGGCUCAGGGAACUCCAGGAAUAUGUGACACGUCGGCUUGCAUGGGAGCUGUCGCAGCAUCAACUUCCAAAAAAUCAUAAACCAACAGUACAAGAAGUGAAGGAAUAUUUAAAUAAACAGUGCAUUGUAAGAAAACAGAAUCCUUCUAGUGCUAAAAGGACAGAUGCCCCUUCUAUUCUAUUAAGUGGAGACUUUGACACAGUUCUAUGAAAAAGAAAGCAUCAGAUGAAAACUUUAAUUAAAAGAUGCUUUAUGACUAUCUUUUCCUCCCCCUAAUUAUUUUCCAGAAUUUUUACUGCUAAACAACCUCACCUUUCCUUCCUCCCUUUGCUCAAGACACCAGCAAGAGGAAGCAUUGCUCCUUUUGACCAUCACCCCCCAUUGUACUAAAGAUCACGACUUUUUGCUAAGAGUUUGAGCCUUUUCCAUUGAAUUCCUUGGUGCUGCUCCCACUGACUUCAGUCCUGCAGGUUUGUGCACU